Neomonachus schauinslandi (Hawaiian monk seal) is the source of this 902-nucleotide messenger RNA. RefSeq names its product DEPP1 autophagy regulator (gene DEPP1). The transcript is spliced from 2 exons. The record is from RefSeq and is a predicted model, not a curated record. Bases 217 to 843 code for a protein of 208 amino acids. Gene Ontology annotation, biological process: regulation of autophagy. Lineage: Eukaryota; Metazoa; Chordata; Mammalia; Carnivora; Phocidae. Gene Ontology annotation, cellular component: mitochondrion.
UCGGAGAGCCUUGCACGCCGGGCAGCGGCCCCACCGUCGCGCUCCCCGUCCAUCUCCUGGCCAUGCCAACGCUGGACGCGGUGCUCUGACUGCGGGGCCCCCAACCCUCGGCCCCGAGCUCCCGGGCCUUCCCAAGGACUGUCCUUGCUCAUCUGGCAGCCCUGUGAUCCCCGGGUUCCUUCAGCUACAGGUCUCCGCCCUGCAUCGCCAACGGCCAUGAGGUCCCGGCUACUGCUUCCCGUGGCCCACCUGCCCACGAUUCGGGAGACCCUGGAGGAGAUGCUGCCCGGGGGGCCCGGGCAGGAGCCCCUGGCCUCCCCCAGCCUGAAUGACUACGUGAAGUCCAUUUGUCAGCUGGCCCAGCCCACUUCAGUGCUGGACGUGGCCACAGCCAGGGCCCAGCCCAGCAGCAGCCCUCGGCCAGCCCGGACCUUCCAGAAGAGCUGCCCUACUGAGUCCCUACGGGACAUUACUACCCGCUUCAGUGGUCAGCAGCCGGCACCACCCGGGGACGGCACUGCUGACCCCCUGGACUGGCUCUUUGGGGAGUCCCAGGAAAAGCGGCCGAGUAGGAGGGACCCGCCAAGGAGGACUGGCUUCUCUGCUGACUCCUGGGGUCUACACAGACAGAUGGACAGUGGCAAGGCCCGAGGGACCCCCAGAGGGAGACUCUGGGAUGCCAGGGUGCAGGGGCACUCUCCAGUGAGACCCUCAAGGGACUGGCACCAGGGCUCCGGGGCUUCCAGGCAACUCUGUGGGGCCACGGCCUCCCCCCUAGCACCCCGCCCCAGCAGCACCCUCAGAACUCUCUAUUUGCACCUCCCAGUGAUCCAUGAACUCUAACCCCUCCCCAAUAAAGGCUUCUGUACAGAGUAUGCUGGUCUGUGUCACCUCCCCACCCU